AUGAAGCUGCAGCAAGAAACUGACGAUGCAACAAGCAAAAAAAAGCUGAUAAAAUCUCAGGUGGAAAAACGUCGCAGGGAGAGAAUGAACCGCAGUCUGGAGCGUCUGAGGACCAUGUUGCUCCAGGAGCCUCAACAAGGUGGGACGCAGCACAGAGCGGAAAAGGCUGAGAUUCUGGAGCAUACGGUUCUCUUCUUGCAAAGAAAUGCCAGAGAACACAAAGAAAAAAACGGAGGCCAGAAAUACUCCUUCCAGGACGGCUUCUCCAGCUGCCUGCAGAGGGCGUCUCACUUCCUCGGGCCUGAAGGGAAAGGCCUGUGGCUCGGACCGGUCCUGGACGCCACCUUUUCCUCUCGCUUCCCGCUCUCAGACAGCCCUUCUGCAGACACCUGGGUCAGAACCUCCGUCUCCAUGACCCACACCAAGUCCCUCCUCCAGAUGCUAAGGCUGAGGUCCAGGUCCAAUCAGCCCACACAGGCCUCUGGAGCCAGCAGCUCAGCUCAUCAUCACACUUUCUCAGACCAGCAGAGUUUUCUUGGAUUUCCUCAGCAGCCUCAGAGUGGAGGCGGGCUGGAGAUGGGAGCGGAUAGACCGGGGGGCAAAGAGGGGUCAUCCCAGAGCGGGACCCUGAGCCAGACUUUAUGGAGACCCUGGCCAUGA
Messenger RNA from Cyprinodon variegatus (sheepshead minnow), 660 nucleotides. RefSeq names its product transcription factor HES-7.1-like. Bases 1 to 660 code for a protein of 219 amino acids. Gene Ontology annotation, biological process: regulation of neurogenesis; anterior/posterior pattern specification; regulation of transcription by RNA polymerase II. NCBI's taxonomy places the organism in Eukaryota, Metazoa, Chordata, Actinopteri, Cyprinodontiformes, Cyprinodontidae. The transcript has 3 exons. Gene Ontology annotation, molecular function: protein dimerization activity; RNA polymerase II cis-regulatory region sequence-specific DNA binding; DNA-binding transcription factor activity, RNA polymerase II-specific. The record is from RefSeq and is a predicted model, not a curated record. Gene Ontology annotation, cellular component: nucleus.